This is a messenger RNA of Phycodurus eques (leafy seadragon), 2224 nucleotides long. It is a transcript of the gene slc35a1, whose product is annotated as solute carrier family 35 member A1. Gene Ontology annotation, biological process: pyrimidine nucleotide-sugar transmembrane transport. The coding region runs from base 405 to 1424 and encodes 339 amino acids. NCBI's taxonomy places the organism in Eukaryota, Metazoa, Chordata, Actinopteri, Syngnathiformes, Syngnathidae. The transcript is spliced from 8 exons. The record is from RefSeq and is a predicted model, not a curated record. Gene Ontology annotation, molecular function: pyrimidine nucleotide-sugar transmembrane transporter activity. Gene Ontology annotation, cellular component: Golgi membrane.
UCGAACAAAAACAAGUCCGAACAUUUUGAUGAACGCGCACGUUUGACGCACAAAUCUGCGUAUGCACGCUACGUGAAUCGUGAACGAAGUCCAGGGAAAGUUAUCAUUGUACUGCCGUUUUCAUUGUUGUUGACAGAGAAGAAGGUCAGACCGCAGUCCAAAUGGGACUGUGUUGUAUUUGUGUUUCAACUUGAAAGGCAAACCAGUACGCCGGGUUUGCUAACACCAACAGACGACCGACAACGUCGCAGGAGGUGGGCACUCGCGUCGCUACGUCGGGGGAGGAAGUUGCAGCAGACGGCCACACGAACACGGUUGUGCCGCCCCACUGGCCUCUUGCUGUUUUGACGGCAAGCGAGAUGAUUUCACGUUUUUAACACGGACGGACACACAUCGCGGCAACAAUGGGCGCCGAGAACGCGAGCUUGGCGUUCAAGCUGUAUUGCCUGACUGUGAUGACCCUGGUGGCGGCCGCAUACACGGUGGCGCUGCGCUACACGAGGACGACCGUCUCGCCGGGGGAUCUCUACUUCACCACCACCGCCGUGUGCAUCACCGAGGUCAUCAAACUAAUACUGAGCACGGCGAUGCUGGCGCGGGAAUCCGGCAGUGUAAGGAAGCUGCUGGGCACCCUAAAGGAGCACCUGUUGGGCAACCCCAGAGAGCUGCUGAAGCUGAGUGUACCCUCGUUGGUAUACGCACUCCAGAACAACAUGGCCUUCGUGGCACUGAGCAACCUUGAUGCUGCGGUUUAUCAGGUGACAUAUCAGCUGAAGAUCCCGUGCACGGCGGUGUGCAUGGUCAUCAUGCUGAGCCACUCCCUCAGCAAGAAGCAGUGGUUCGCCAUCUGUACGCUGUGCCUGGGGGUCAUGCUUGUGCGGUGGAAGCCCGUAGACACCACCAAAGUCCAAAUUGAGCAAAACCCUUUUCUUGGGUUCAUGGCCAUCGUUGUUGCUGUGCUGUGCUCCGGGUUCGCAGGCGUGUACUUUGAGAAGGUGCUAAAGAGCUCCAACACAUCCCUGUGGUUGAAGAACAUCCAGAUGUAUCUGUCGGGUAUCCUGAUCACCCUGAUUGCGGUUGUGGUUACCGACGGCAAUAAGGUCAUGGAGAAAGGCUUCUUCUUCGGUUACACGCCCUGGGUGUGUUUCGUCGUAUUCCUGGCAAGCGUGGGUGGCUUGUACACGUCCGUCGUCGUGAAGUACACAGAUAACAUCAUGAAGGGCUUCUCGGCGGCGGCCGCCAUUGUUCUUUCCACCGUGGCGUCCGUCAUCUUGUUUGGAUUGCAUAUAACGACCACUUUCUCGUCCGGAGCCUUCCUGGUAUGCGUGUCCAUCUAUCUGUACGGCCUUCCAAAUAAGGACACGUCCACACUCAGCCAGGAAAGCACGCACACAGAGUCCCAAAAGAAACUGAUUACUGUGUGAGUCUGCAGACUUACUGAAGAUGGACCUCAGGAGGAGGAACCCUGCUAUUUUUCCCUCCCCAAUAAUCACUGAGUUUUAGUCAAUCAUUCUAGAAGAAAGAAUCCAUUUAUGUGGGUUCUGUCUGCACAGAGUGUAAAUGAAGCACUGCAGCACCACUUAUUUAAUCGGGGGGGGGAGUGAUUUUUUUAUUUUUUUUUUUGCGCUGUCAUUGUCACAACUGAAAAGAACUUGUGAUGGCUCUACGAAAGUGAAAUGUGACGCUGAUAAUUUGUUAAAAUCUCAAAGGUUGCACUGUGAGAAACACGAUAACGACCAACUGCAUUGAUUUCGUUUCUAGUGUGUCAAAUAUUCAUGUUCAUGUCUUUUUUUUUUUUUUUUUUCUUGUCUUUUUCCAACCCAAGUGUAAUGCAUAGAUUGUGAAUGUAUAGAACCUUUUCAUACUUGAAAUGACAAGGACACAUUACAGGACACAGUUGUAAAUGUCAACUCUCUCUUCUAUUUGCAAGUCCUUGAUCUAUAUUGUGUUAACUGAAGACUGAAUUGAAAUGUAAACAUUUGCAACAAAAAAGCUGGCAUGGAGGAGUGUACUCUGACCACAUUUUGAGGAACCGUAUUUUUUUUUUUUUUUUUUAAAAAACAGUCCUAACCUGUCCCUACCAAACAAGUCAAACCAGUCCAAAGAGUGAUGGGUUGCUGUUGUGUUACAAAUGAGACAAAUGCACUCAAUUAAACGGAUUUUUUUGUUUGUUUUUAAUUAAUAAUUGAAAUCAUGAUCAAAUUAAAUAUUUACAUUUUGUCAA